AUGGCGGGGGGGCGGGGCCGCGACAGGCGCGCGCGGGACGCGCGGGAGCUGCACGAGCGGCUGCGGAGCGCCAGGGACCCCCGCGAGAUUAUAAAAACACUUCAGAUACUACAAGAUCUGGAUAUAUCACUGGAUAUUCUAGUGGAAACUGGCAUAGGCAAAACUGUGAACAGUUUUAGGAAACAUGCUAUGGCUGGGAGUGUAGCUAAAACCCUGGUAAAACAGUGGAAAAAACUUAUUCCUCCAGACAACAAAAGUGAUCACAGAGGAAGGAAACAAAAUACUGAAAAAGAGAAAGAUGACACAAAGUUGUCUGUUCUUGAGACGAGACCUUCAGAGAGGUCCAGAGCAUCUGUACUGGCUUCCAGAAGUUCCAGUAGCGUCCCUAUUUCUAAAAAGCUGAAUAAGCAGCAUACUUGUAAUGAAAAGUGCCAAAGUACAAUUUCUGAGUGUCAAAGAGAAUGUGAUGGUAAAGAACGUCGCAGCAGGAGUUCUAUGCAUGCUUCCCAGGAUACCAGUCCUCAAGGUGAAGAAAGUGGCUUUGAAGAGAGGACCUCCACAGACAGCAGGAAAGUUUCUAAAAAGCAGCAUUCCUCUGUAGCCAAUAAAGACUUAUCACCUGUGAAGGAAAAGCCUAGUAAGAAUGCUUCCAAACAGAGAAAUCCUAAGCAUGUGAAGAAGCCAAAUCAAAAACUUUUUAUAAAAAACAAAGCUGAGUUGUCUAGUGGUGAAGAAUUUGAGCCCCCUACAAUGUCUUUUGAAUCUUACCUUAAUUAUGAUCAGGUUACCAAAAAAAGAAAGAGGAAAGCUUGUUCUGCAGGUGAACGGCCAAAGAAGUGCAGUAAACAGAACAACAGUUCAUUACCACAAAAGACUUCAGAAUUUUCUCAAGCAAAAGAAGGAGAGGAAGAAGUGAAAAAAUGUGAGACUGAUCAGUCAGAAACUCCCAAUAAAAAGGCCAAGAUGGCAUCGCUCCAAGAUCUUCUUAACACUCCACUGCCUAAAUUUCUAACGGGCAUCUCAAUCUCUUCUCCCCCAUAUGCUGCAGACUUCAAAGUUUCUGUAGCACCUGUUGUAGAAGCACCCCAGCAAGUCAGUGAGACGGGUCAAUUCACAGGACGGAGGCUGAACUCUAAAAUGCAAGUUUAUUCUGGCUCCAAACCACCCAGUCUUUCAAAGAUGCUUACGCUGUAUGAACACUGCAUCCGCGUGCUUCAAAAUAAUAUUGAUUCGCUACAUGAAGUAGGAGGUGUGCCCUUUGAAAUUCUUGAGCCUGUGCUAACACGUUGCACACCAGAGCAGUUGUUUCGAAUAGAGGAAUAUAAUCCGACAUUUACAGAAGAGUCUGACCACUUGUGGAAGAAACAUUGCCAGAGAGAUUUUAAAAAUGAGAGCCUCCUGGAAUAUGAGUCUUGGCGUGAGAUGUACUUGAGGCUCUUCAAUCAGAGAGAAGAAAAACUGAAGAUGCUUACAAAAAGUAUUCUUUCAGCUCAGUCUGAGAAACCAAAAGGCCGGCAAGUAAAAAUGGCUUAUAUGACCAAUGCAGCGAAACCACCCAGGAACAUUCGCCGACAGCAAGAAAUCCAUGGGACAGCAGGAUCUGUCACCCAACUUCAUCCAAUAGAGAAGUGCAAAACAAGGAUUCCUGAAGGCAGAGACAGAAAUAACGCAUCAAAUCCAAUCCCAGCUAGCAACAGUGGAAGUGCCAGCCUAAUGACUCAAGAUGGAAAGAAGCUUGUCAAAAAAAUUGCACCAAUCAUGAGGAAAUCUUUGAAAGCCUUCAAGAGCAGAGUUGGACGACGAUAAUAUGAAGCUGCAUACUGGAAGCUUAUGUGACUAUCUGUAUAUUAUGCUACAGCUAAUUGAAGUAAUGACAAUGUAAGCAUUUGCCUUUGUUAAAAUAAUUAUGAAACUUUGAAGGGGCAAAUGAUUUCCUACAAAAAUUGGAAUAUCUGACUCCUUUUCAUGCUGUUGCUUUCUUAUUAAUGGAUGAGGAAAACUAAAUUGAAAUAAGGUCAGUACAUAGUAAUGACAAAUCGGUUAAUAUAGACUGUUAUAGGUGCUGUCUUUAUCAAUUUAUGUACACAUUUGCUUAAGCUUUUCAUGGAAGCACUUAAACUGUGGGUGUAUGUUGUGGAGGUUAAAUUUAUCUCGUAGAAAGAGCCACAAGGUGUGCUUGGAUACAGCUGCAAAGAGGUCUUUGUCUCUAUUACAGAAGUGUUUUGGAAACUUGGUGUAUUUAUUUCACUGAAAAUUUUUCUAGGGAGACUUAUGUGCCUUUCUUUUUAUGAAAACAUGAUAUGGUUGGGUUUUAGUUUUUCCUUUUCCAGAAAGAGAAGACUAUAAGACAUUUUUGGAGCUCCACUUCUGACUUGCUGGAAGUGGGCUGUGAAACAUCCUUACUCAGGACACCACAUGCUUUUCAGCCCUUUUACUUGACUCGGGCAAUGUGCCUUUCAAGCAGACGUAGGAGAUAGUGAUGUCUAAAUUGCUUUUUUUAAAGUGGGUUUUAUAUUCUGCCAGGGUAAAUAGGGCAGGCCAUGAGAGCAAGUUAAUGAAAAAUCAUGUGUUAUUCAGGAGCUCUGUCUAGUUGGGACAUUUCUGGUACAAUAAUUAAAACCAGACCUGUCCUUUUGUUGUACCAUCUAAAGGCAUUAAGUCCUCGUGUGGGAGAUAGUCUUUUGGAAACAAGCAGAAGGGAAGGAAACCAAAAAUGUCAUCAGUUUUGAUGCUAUGGUCAGCUUGAACUCGCACAGAAUAAUCCAUUGAAGUCUGGAGAUGAGAGAAAACUUGUCCUAUACUCUGAUCUGCUGUGUUCUCAGCUUGUUGUGAAGAGGCUUAGCUCACAACCUUAAAUAAGAGUCUUUAUGUUCAAAGUGAAAGAGCUAUUUGGUCUUGAAUAGCUGCCCGUUCAAGAGUUAGGCACUGCUGUGUUUUGGGGUUGGUCUAUGAGUGCAAUUGCAUUUAGAGAUGAGAAUCCACUUUGUGGUUGCUUUGUCUAAAUCAGUGCACUUGCAUGAAUUUUAAGUCUGGCUUUGCCUUGAAGGCAUGGCUUACAAAUGGAGGCCCUCUUUCUAUGGACUGCACGCAGUGGCUUUAAGUAGGUCUUGUUUCUUCCUUUGUGCUUCUGUAGGAUUUGGCAUCUUAGAACUCCUGAAGGACAGGGUAAGGAUAAGGUCAUCGUGAAACCAAUUACUGUCACUUACUCAAGAUACCCAUUGUGUGAAUUUUCUCACCAUCCUACAAAUUUUCAGGUAGAUCACAAAACUACUGCUACUUUAAAAUAGCUUUUGCAGCCAGGUAACAUGUUCACCCACACAACUUGUGUGAAUGCUCUGUUCAUAGUGAGAUUGUAAGUUGGCAGGUGUGCUACUGUGGUGUGGUUUUACUCUAUACAUAAUCGCUGCACUGAAAAAGAAUGAAAGAUGGUCACAGGUGUGUUGACCUAGAAAAUCUGUGGAGAGCUUUCUCUGUCUCUGGGAUCAAAACAAGCAUUGACUCAUAAGAGAGGUUCUGCAGUGUCUGCCAUCCACAUCUGUAAAGAAUGCUUCUGGGAGGAGCUGUUCAGGACUUAAACCUGGCUGAAUGGCCAGUAUACCACCUGUUGUCCAUCAAACAGCUCUGGUCACCCUGUAGAUGCUAAUCAGUGGUAGAAGUUUAGUUUGGGUGGAGGUUUUUAUCCAGCGGAGCAUGAAUUAGUCAAGAAUUCUGCCUCUUUGCUCAAUCACUUUAUUUGCUGUAGUUGUUGAAGGUAUCCUUUCAUGUAAGAAAAGACAAAAGUGUAACUAAGCCUUCUGUUGGACUCUGGCAUUAGAGAGCGCAGCUGUAAGCGUUCAGAGCAGCUAUAGAUGACAGAAACAUUGCCUUGGGAGAUUGAAGGAUAAAGUUGUUUUAACUCUUAGACUUGCAUUGUUAAUUGAAGUAGAAGAUGACUGUUUUCCUGUCCUUGACAUUGAUGGCAGAGCUGUGUGGAGAACAAAUGUGACUUUAAGUUGCUUUCAUUUUCUCUUCUUUCUCUCAUUUCAAAGGCUAUAGAUGUAUCCUUGGUAAAAGAUAUGCAGAGUGUGUCCAUGGAAUCAGAUUGUUUUCCUGACUAUUUCUACAUUAGAAAAUAUUGUAGACAAGCAAGUCUCUUUACAAUAAAG
This is a messenger RNA of Cuculus canorus (common cuckoo), 4145 nucleotides long. RefSeq names its product elongin-A. Gene Ontology annotation, molecular function: protein binding. Gene Ontology annotation, cellular component: elongin complex; nucleus. The transcript has 11 exons. The record is from RefSeq and is a predicted model, not a curated record. Lineage: Eukaryota; Metazoa; Chordata; Aves; Cuculiformes; Cuculidae. Gene Ontology annotation, biological process: transcription elongation by RNA polymerase II. The coding region runs from base 1 to 1806 and encodes 601 amino acids.